UUAGUUGGGGAAUGAUAUACUUAUUUUUUCACCUACUUUAGUCCACUCUGUGUGUAUGAAGUCACAGUUAUAGAAGCAUGAAUGGCUAAAAUACUAUUCACUGUUAUAUGGGUAAACAAACUAGUGGUGGGCAAUUUUCACGAUUAAAUGAAAUUAAUUUGAAUACCAUUUUCAAAAUGGAGUAAUCGCAAUUUUACAUACAGACAUUUCAUCUUUUUAAUCUAAAAUAUCCAAAAAUGCUCCUCAUUUCUGAAGUGUUUCUCCGUCUUACCCAACCUGCACAUAUUUUCAUUCCGCUCAGUCCACUUUCGACACAAACAGCCGGUGGGAUAAAGCAGAUAUUUAGCUAAAAAAUAAAUCCUACCGCUUAUAAGCUUAUAAAAACAGCAUCAUCACUCUAGAAUCAAAAAUCAGAUUUUUUGUGAAAAACAAAAAAAAUAUAUAUAUAUUUUAGGCCAUAAUUGCCCAGUACUAAAACAAACAUACAAAUGAGCACAAUGAUCAAUUAUUGUACGAUAAAUAGAUAUUGCAAUUACUGUGACAGGUCUAUUUAUGUUUGUUCAUUUUAUAUUGAGUUACAUUUCUUUCUUUUCCAGAAUGAGAAGAAGUCGUGCAAGUCAAUUCUGCUGUUUCUAAGGUCCGUUUCUACUUAUUUAAAUUAAAAGUUCCUUAAACAAUCACCUCAGGAUACACCAGAAAGUGGGAUGUCUCAACAUGUCAUUAGAAGAGAUCAAAUGUGAGAUUGGAUAUCAUGCAAUGAUGUCACCAGAAGAAAUAAAAUGUGAAGAUGGAUUUCAUGCAGAGAUGUCACCAGAAGAGAUCAAAUAUGAGAAUGGAUAUGCCACAAGGUUUCAAUCCCAAGAGAUAAAACAUGAGAAUGAAUUUUCCAAAAGCUCCUCUACUAAUAAAACCGCUAUUAAUUCUGAUUCCUCUCCAAAAGAACAAACUUCUAGCAACAUAGAAGAAGAGAUACUCCACCAUUGCUCAGAGUCUGGGAAGAGUUUUAGUAAACAAAUUAACCUCCAAAUGCACCAGUUCAUUUACACUGAUGAAAAACCGUAUCAAUGCUCACAGUGUGGAAAGAGUUUCAAUCGACAGAAUAAUCUACGAAAUCACCAACGCAUUCACACUGGAGAGAAACCGUAUCACUGCUCAGAGUGUGGGGUGAGUUUUAACAGAAGUAGUUCCCUCAAAAGACACCAGAGCGUUCACACUGGAGAGAAACCUUAUGAAUGCUCAGAGAGUGGGAAGAGUUUUAAUAACCUCUUUAACCACCAGCCUAUUCACACUGUGGAGAAACCGUAUCACUGCUCAGAUUGUGGAAAGAGUUUUAGAGAAAGUAGGAGCCUCCAAACACAUCAGCGCAUUCACACUGGAGAAGAACCCUUUCACUGCUCAGAGUGUGGGAUGAGUUUUAGAGAAAGAAGAAACCUACGAACACACCAGAGCGUUCACACUGGAGUGAAACCUCAUCACUGCUCAGAGUGCGGAAAGAGUUUUAAUAAACUGAGUAACCUCCGUACCCACAAGCUAAUUCACACUGGGGAGAAACCGUAUCAGUGCUCAGAGUGCGGAACGAGAUUUAGAGAAUGUAGGAGCCUUCAAAUCCACCAACGCAUUCACACUGGAGAAAAACCCUAUCAAUGCUCAGAUUGUGGGAUGAGUUUUAGAGAAGGUAGCAUCCUUCGAACUCACCAGCGCGUUCACACCGGAGAGAAACCGUAUCAGACUGUGGAAAGAGUUUUAAAGAGAGAGGCAAGCUCAGAAGAUACCAGCUCGUUCACACUGGAGAGAAACCGUAUUACUGCUCAGAAUGUGGAAGGGGUUUUAGAGAAAGUAGGAACCUCCAAACACACUAACUUGUUCACACUAGUGAGAAACCCUACCUGUGCUCAGAGUGUGGAAUGAGUUUUAAAGAAAGGUGCAAGCUCAAAACUCACCAGCGCAUUCACACUGGAGAGAAACCAUAUCAGUGUUCAGAAUGUGGAAAGAGUUUUAAUACAAAGGGUAACCUCCGAACUCACCAGCUCGUUCACACUGGAGAGAAACCCUAUCAGUGUUCAGACUGUGGAUAGAGUUUUAAUGCACUCAGUAACCUCCGAACUCACCAGCACAUUCACACUAGAGAGAAACAGUAUCACUGUUUGCACAAUCAAGUUAAAAGACACAAAUGCACUAAGAGUGAGGAUAAAACUUGAAUUACGGGACGUAACACUGCAAACGUAUGAACUUAAGCCUUGGAUGCACUACAGGAAAUGGAAGCAGAUUAUAAACAUACUGGACAUCCUACGUUACACGACUGCUUUUUGUCUAAAAACUAAAAUUCAGCACACAAUAUACAACAGGACACGAUGCACUACACCACCAGACUCCUGACCACAUGCGCCACCAUGCACGCCACUUGCAGUAUUUAGGAGUCUGAAGGAAAGUACUGUUGGAGAAGGUUUUAUCUGGAAAAACAAUUUGUUUCACUUACUUUUUGCAUUUAUUUAUUUUUGUAUUUGAUGGAUUAUGCUUUGUUAUUCUUCUGAAAAUGUUAGAUAUAUGUAGAUAUUAAAUAAUAGGGGUGUGACGAGAUCUUGUGGCACGGACGAUAUUUCUCGUUAGGCUUAAACCUGUCUCGCGGGGCAAAAAACAGGUAAGUGUGGACUUUUUAAGAGGGAUCUGGCAACCCAGUAGUGAUAGCAGUGAGUGUGGUGGCUGAGCAGUGAGAGCAGCUCUCAGCAGAAGAGGAAAAUUCAGGUAUUUGUAUAGAAGAUGCUUCUGCUACUUUUAAGUUGUAUGUCUGGCUGCAUUUUGGCUCCAGUGGAAACAAUAAACGGUAACAGAGUGACCAACAAGACACAAACCAUAUAUAAAUACUGUAAGUAAAUCCUACACGUGACUGUUUCAUAGACAGCUGUACUAAUCACUUAACUCUGUACUGUAUUUAAAAACAUGUUCUGUCUCUGUUUCACUUCAACCAUAGAGAUUUGGGGAGAAAAAAAACACAAACCAUAGUCUUAAUAUGACUGGUUGUGGUUUGCACUUAUUGUUUGCACUAUAUAAGACCUAAAAAAGUUUUUUUUUUUUUUUUCUUAUUUCUUUUUCUUAAAGAAUCAAUGUGUGAGAGAAACCAGUCUGUUACGUUUGUGUUAUAUGAUUUUGUCAAAUAAAACUCUAGUUUUCAAGCCAUUUUUCAUUUAUGAAGUUUUCUUUAAAAAAAAAAUUAAAUCUUGUCUCGUUCUCGUGAUAUUAGUGUCUCGUC
Molecule: messenger RNA, 3247 nt
Organism: Astyanax mexicanus (Mexican tetra)
Lineage: Eukaryota; Metazoa; Chordata; Actinopteri; Characiformes; Acestrorhamphidae
Product: zinc finger protein 501-like
Exons: 1
Coding region: 715-1908 (397 amino acids)
Biological process (GO): negative regulation of transcription by RNA polymerase II
Molecular function (GO): DNA-binding transcription repressor activity, RNA polymerase II-specific
Source: RefSeq, a predicted model, not a curated record